Hevea brasiliensis (rubber tree) is the source of this 1947-nucleotide messenger RNA. RefSeq names its product AAA-ATPase ASD, mitochondrial. The transcript has a single exon. NCBI's taxonomy places the organism in Eukaryota, Viridiplantae, Streptophyta, Magnoliopsida, Malpighiales, Euphorbiaceae. Bases 202 to 1743 code for a protein of 513 amino acids. Gene Ontology annotation, molecular function: ATP binding; ATP hydrolysis activity. The record is from RefSeq and is a predicted model, not a curated record.
CGGGUUUAAUAGGAAUGGAAGGCAGCUAGUUUGAUGCUUCUAGUAAGCUAGCAAGAAAUAAAGAACUGAAGUACUGAAUUAGGUCACCAACCCAGAGUUGCUUUAUUCUAAUAUUUAAUUCUUCACAUUGUAUACACACACAGCGCAAGUGUGGCUCUCUAUCCUUCCAGCUAAUAAUAAUUUUAAGCCCAAAGAAGCAGAAUGAGCGUGGUAGAGAUGUUGACUCAGCUAGGCUCAGCAAUUGGUGGCCUAUUGCUUGCCUGGGCUAUGUUUGAGCGAUAUUUUCCCCUUCAACUUCGCCGCUAUGUUGAUAGAUAUGGUCAGAAGUUGGUGGGUCUUUUCUAUCCAUACCUCCAAAUUACCUUCCAUGAAUACACAGGGGACCGUUUCAGGCGCAGCGAGGUCUACUCUGCCAUUCAAAGCUACCUUAGCGCAAACUCCUCCGAGCGAGCCCAGAGGCUCAUGGCUGAUGCUGUCAAGGGAAAUCAGUCUGUGCUUCUUACCAUGGACGACCAUGAGGAAAUUACUGAUGACUUCAAUGGGAUUCAGAUCUGGUGGGCUUCAAGAAAAAACAUCCCCAAAACACAGUCCUUUUCUUUUUAUCCUGAAUUGGAUGACAGGAGAUAUUUCAGGCUCACAGUACAUAGGCGUUAUCGAGAUAUAAUCACCAAAUCUUAUAUAGAUUAUGUUGUGAAAGAAGGAAAUGAAAUUGCAAUCAAGAAUCGGCAGAGAAAGCUCUACACCAACAAUUCUAGUAAGUGGAAUCAUGUGGUGUUUGAGCACCCUGCGACUUUCGAUACUUUGGCAAUGGCAACAAAGAAGAAGCAAGAAGUCAAGAAUGACCUUAUCAAGUUCAGUAAGGGGAAAGACUACUACACUAAGAUUGGGAAGGCCUGGAAGCGUGGUUAUCUCCUUUAUGGUCCUCCAGGAACUGGGAAAUCAACUAUGAUAGCUGCCAUGGCUAAUUUCUUGAAUUAUGAUGUCUAUGAUCUCGAGUUGACUACAGUCAAAGACAACAGCGAGCUUAGGAAGCUUCUGAUACAGACAACGGGUAAGUCUAUUAUUGUGAUUGAGGAUAUUGAUUGCUCUUUAGAUCUGACCGGUCAGAGAAAGCCAAAGAAGGAGAAAUAUGAUGAAGAAGAAGAGAAAGAUCCAAUUUCAAAGAAGAAAAAGGAAGAAGAAGCAGAAAGCAAGAAAGAAAGUAAGGUCACUUUAUCUGGUCUUUUAAAUUUUAUUGAUGGAAUUUGGUCAGCUUGUGGAGGAGAAAGAAUAAUUGUUUUCACUACAAAUUAUGUGGAAAAGCUUGAUCCUGCUUUAAUUAGAAGGGGAAGGAUGGAUAAGCAUAUAGAAAUGUCUUAUUGUUGCUUUGAAGCAUUCAAAAUUCUUGCUCAGAAUUAUUUAGAUAUCGAAUCCCAUGAGCUGUUUGCAAAAAUUGGCCAAUUGUUGGAGGAAACGAAAAUGUCACCAGCUGAUGUUGCAGAGAAUUUAAUGCCAAAGUCAGAUGAUGAAGACGAAGAGACUUGUCUUAAGAAGUUGAUUGCUGCUCUGGAGACAAUAGAGGAAGAAGCAAAACUGAAAGAAGCAAGAAAGAAGUCUGAGGAAGAUGCAAAUUCGAAAACGGAACAGGAAUUGAAAGAGAAAGACCAAUUACCUAUAGAAGAUGAGAGGGACGAUAGUGACGUAUCUAAAGAAAUCAAAGAUAAUGGAUUGAUUUCAAACGGGAAAAAGGAGGCUUCCCUUUGAAUACCAAUUGGGUUGUUGCAGAAUGUAGAUUUGUAUGCAAGUCAUCAUGAAUAAAUAGAUUCGUAUGUAAGUGAUCAUGAAUAACAAAGUCACAAAUAUACAUCAGAAUGUAGAUUCCUAUUCCUGCUCUCAAGGCCUUUACUUCAAGGGGCUUUAUCUCGAGCUCUGUAUUUUCAAGCAAGCGAGUUUCAACUCUAAACCUAA